UUAACCGAUUAAUUUUAGUGUAUCUCAUUAAGUGUAAUCAUCAGAGUGUUAAACUGUUUGCUUAAUUGUUUAUUGUGACAGAAAAAUUAAUGAAAAUGUACAGACAACAAUUAACAACACUGAUUUUCAUCACAAUCUUUACUGUGUCAGUUAAUUGUUUCGCUAUUCAAUACGCCAAUAAAGCAGCAAAUGAAUUCACUCCUAUUCCCGUUACUGAUCCAUUGGUUAUUGAUGAUGUUCAGUUCGUAAUCAAUCAAAUUAACUCAUUAUCAUCGUCUAAAUAUUUGGUUAAAUCAAUAAGAAUUAAAAAAGCGUUUAUAUUGUUGAAGGAAUAUGUUAGAUUAACAUUUGAUUUAGCAGCUACGAAAUGUGCCAAGGAUUCACAAAGCCCUUUGGACAAAUGUCCGAUUGAUAAAACAAAGCCAAUAACAACUUGUGCUGAAGUAAUUGUUGACAAUACACCUUGGAGAGAGGUCAAGAAAAAGAUCACCAAUUUCGGCAAUUGUAAACCCUAAAUUGUCAAUGACAAUCAAUUUGAUGAUAAUUGUGGAAACAAAUCCAACCAAUCUAAGCUUUAAUUGUUGUUAAUUGUUAUCGUUUUCCAGUUCAUCUCCACCGACACAAUCACAAUAACUUUCGUACCAAAUGCUUAUAACUAGCUGAUUGAAUCUUGACAAUUAAACAUGAAAAUGAAGAUAUAAUAACUUA
Panonychus citri (citrus red mite) is the source of this 708-nucleotide messenger RNA. RefSeq lists its product as uncharacterized. Lineage: Eukaryota; Metazoa; Arthropoda; Arachnida; Trombidiformes; Tetranychidae. The record is from RefSeq and is a predicted model, not a curated record. The transcript is spliced from 2 exons. The coding region runs from base 90 to 515 and encodes 141 amino acids.